AUGCCUGCGCCACCCUCGAUGCGCGGCAGCACCACGCCGUCCAGCCUGGCCGCGCCCGCUCCUCCCACCACCGCCUCGUCCUCAUCGGCACCCGGCGUCGUCCUCCCUGGCGACGGCGACCUGUGGAGCAACAUCCUCGACUCGGUCAAGGGCAGCAGGAGCACCCCGAGCAAGCCGUGCUUCGUCCUCGGCGCACCGCACUCGGGCAAGAGCACCCUCGUCGACCGCCUGCGCUCCCCGACCGGCGAGCCCUCGUCCAGCACGGCGCACAAGGGCAAGGAGACGGCGCUCAAUGGCGUCGAGCAGCAGCAGCUCGACCUCGGAAUGAGCUACGACGUGAUCGACGUGCGGGACGAGGGCUAUGACGGCGAUACCCUCGCCCGCCUCUCGGUCUACCAGCUCUCGUCGCCGCUCCCUCCCUAUCCUUCCCUACUCUCGCUCGCCCUCGUGCGCGACUCUAUCGUCCUCAUCUGCCUCGACUGGGACCGGCCGUGGGAGUUCGUGCGGCAGUUGGAGCAGUGGGUCAUCCUCCUCGACGAGCUCCUCGGGCGAGCGGGCAAGGACAAGGAGGGGGACCAGGUCGACGGGAGGGAACAACUCGAGGCUUUUAUCCGCUCGUACGCCGAGCCAGCCGCCCCAGGCUCGACUGCCCCGACCACCUCGUCCUCGUCAGCCGCCGCAGCACUCGUCGACCUCGACUCGCCGCUACCGCCCGGCACCCUCACCGAUAACCUCGGCGUCGGGCUCAUCUUCGUGUGCACCAAGGCCGACCAGAUGAACUCGCUCGAGCGCGAGCGCGAGUUCUCCGAGGAGCAGUUCGACUUUGUCCAGCAGACGCUGAGGACGAUCGCCCUGCGUUAUGGCGCCGCCGUCUUCUACACCGCCCAGACGCUGCCCACCUCGUACGCCAAACUGCGGCAGUACAUUGUGCAUCGCCUCUUCUCGUCGCCGCCGUCCUCAACCUCCCUCGCCUCGCCUUCCUCAUCGGCCGCGCAACCAACCUCUCCUUCCGCCGCCGUCACCUCGACCCGAGCCAUCUCGGCAGCGCCGUCCACGGUCGCCUCGUUCCCCUUCCCGCACCGCGCCAACGUCGUCGACCACGAGGCGGUGCUCGUCCCCGCCGGGUGGGACAGCUGGGGCAAGAUCCGCAUCCUGCGCGAGCGGUUCGACUGCGAGACGGUCGGCCGAGGGUGGGAGGUCGACCUUGAGCGCAAGAGUGCGGCAGGAGCGACGUCGGCGGCGAGGGAGGGCGCGAGCGCAGGCGCAGACGGCGGCGAGGGCGAGAGGGGGCUCGAGAACGAGUACGGCAUGGUCGUCGUCGACUUUGACGCCGAGGACUCGAAGGUCAACCUCGCGCCGGCCGUCUCUGCGUUCGACGAGCAGGCGUUCCUCCGCGAGCACUACGACGUCCUCCAGGCCGACACGGCCGCCGACCCUCGCCUCGCUUUCCGCCAACCGGGCUCGUCGUCGUCGUCGUUGACGGGCAUGAACGGGUUCGGCGGCGCGCUCGGCCCGAGUGUCGUCGGCCCGAUGGCGGGCACGAGCUUGGACUUGCCGACCGUCGUCAGCACGAUGGAGCGGGCGAGGGAGAGGGCGGAUGCCGGGGCUGGAGCGGCGGCGGCGGGUGCGUCACGCGAGGAGAGGUACCGGGCCGGGGCCAUGUCGCGACAGAGCUCGUCGACCUCGGCCGGCAUCCGCUCCCCUCCCCUCGGCGGCUCGACGUCCGGCGCACCCGGGCUCAACGGCGACCGCCCAUCCCCGACCCUGUCGUCGAGCGCCACCUUCGCCGACCGCCCUUCCUCGCGCUCGUCCACCUCGGCAGCAGCAGGUGCGGCUGCGCCCGCAGCAUCGAGCGCCGCAGGCGUCGCAGCCGGCGGCAACCAGGUCCUCGCCGACUUCUUCCAGAGCCUGCUCACGGCACGGACAGCGGGCACCGGGGCAGCUGCGGGCUCGGGUGCAGCAAGUGCGGCGGGAGCAGGGCAGGCGGCGCCCGCUGCGGGAGGGCUGCGGGCGAGCGUCGCGAGAGGCGCUACGCCGCCGUCGUCCUCGGGCGGUGCGGGCGCAGGAGAGAAGGCGGACGGGCAGUAGACGCGACGACGUGCAACACAGCUGGAGGAGUCACUC
This is a messenger RNA of Rhodotorula graminis WP1, 2124 nucleotides long. RefSeq lists its product as uncharacterized. Lineage: Eukaryota; Fungi; Basidiomycota; Microbotryomycetes; Sporidiobolales; Sporidiobolaceae. The record is from RefSeq and is a predicted model, not a curated record. Gene Ontology annotation, molecular function: dynein heavy chain binding. The coding region runs from base 1 to 2088 and encodes 695 amino acids. The transcript is spliced from 8 exons. Gene Ontology annotation, cellular component: cytoplasmic dynein complex; centrosome. Gene Ontology annotation, biological process: microtubule cytoskeleton organization; microtubule-based movement.